Macrosteles quadrilineatus (aster leafhopper) is the source of this 4096-nucleotide messenger RNA. RefSeq lists its product as uncharacterized. Bases 123 to 617 code for a protein of 164 amino acids. The transcript is spliced from 5 exons. Lineage: Eukaryota; Metazoa; Arthropoda; Insecta; Hemiptera; Cicadellidae. The record is from RefSeq and is a predicted model, not a curated record.
GUUUUCAUUGAGCCCAGUCUUUGUUCUUUAGUAAAUAAAACAAUAAUACUACAUUGAUUCUAUCACUCACUAUCCUAGUAGUAAAGUAAUACAUAGUAAUAGUAAAGUAAAGUAACCAAACCAUGGCUGGCAACUAUUUGAUUGCUGGAGUUGUGGGAAUUGUUUUUGCUGUUGGGGUUGCUCUUUAUGAAGCAUUUAAGGAGAGGGAGAGCCGCAAAGAAAGACAAUAUGAUUUUUAUGGACAAAAUCGAAAAGAGUAUCUGCAUCGUGAUCCAAGGUCUCCCCCUGUGCAGAAACAAGCCGUAUGCGGCUCUUGUAGAGGACCAUUGGCUAAAGAAAACAUUGACAGACUGAGCUGUGGACAUAUAUUCCACAGUCGCUGUAUUGCUGGGAAAAAUUAUUGUCCUUUCUGCCAAAAAUUGAUUGAAACCCCUCGAUCUACCGCAAGUUCGCCUCUUCCUGAAGUAAAGUGUGAUUCUUGUAAUACUCAGGUUGGUUCAAACGAACUGGCUAAGCUCAACUGUGAUCAUGAAGUUCACAAAGACUGCCUGAAGAUGGGUUUCUGUCCAAUGCCACGCUGUACGUAUCUUAGGUCUAUGAAAGAACACCGCUGGUGAGGAAUAGAAAGUCGAUAUUAAGCACAAAACUGAUAUUAUGGAAUUUUGGCAAAGACCUUCUCUGAAGAAAACUGACUCCUAAGCUACACUGCCUUAAAACUGCUCUCUAUGAAUUAUUUUGUUCUACUAUGCAGUAGCACGUGCUGAUGAACUAAAAUAUUCUGUAAGUUUUAUGUUUGGGUUUCUGUUAUUACUUUGGGUCCAAGCAAAUGGGGAUAUAAAAUAUUGACAUUAACUGUUCAAACCUAUUUUGACAUCUAUACUGUAAGGUUUGAGUGCAUGUUUAUGGUUUUCUCUUAACUAACCCUCAUUUGUGAAGCUGCAUCUAUGUUUUUCGCUCUCUAUAAAUAUCUACAUAUAAACAUCUAUAUCUAAUUUUUUUUUUUAAGUGUCAAGCAAAAAGUUAACUUAUUUCUGUAUUAAAUUUACUAUAACUUACUCGCCUUAGGGAAUUUGUAGAACAAAAUCAAAGCUUUCAUAAUUCCUAAAUAUUAGUGUAAAAUUUAUAAACAAUAAUGUACAAUCAAUUGAGCUGAGUAAUUCAGGAUAUAAUAUACUGUAGAACUUUGACACAAGUGGGGAUUAUUAAUUAUUAAUGGGGAUUAUUAAAUAAAACUUAUUGUCAAGGUUGACUUCUUAUUGAGGUUUGCAGUGAGAUGAGGAGUAACGUAAAAUAAAAGGUAUUUAAAAAUGACACUUGUUAUCAAGGGUGGCUUGUUAGUAGGGUCCCUCUAUACUUUCCACUAUUAAAAUGAGCAGUAUCGGAUUCAGUUUUGUGAGUAGUUUGUGUUUUUGUUUCCCAACGUCCAGAAUCGAUGAGUAGUGUAGUUUACGGAACAAGGAUAAAGAAAUGUUCUGUUUUGAAUAUUGUUAAAUAUUUAAUAUUUUUAAGCCAAUGUUUUGUUUUACAUUAGUUUAUAUUAAUUACCAGUGGCGGUCCCAGGAUUUCAUUUUGGGGAGGGGGGAUGACCACCGGGGGGUAUGGAAUAUCCCCCAGAAAAAAGAGAGUUAAAUGUGGAAUGUAAAGCCUAAAAAACCUAAAAUAUGCUCAAGCUAGUAUUUAUGUUAGCCAAUAAAAUAUAAAAUAUUUGGGGGGGGGGGAUAUGUCCCUCCCAUCUCUGGACUGCCUGACACUGCACCUCUGGGACUGCCACUGCUAAUUACUCUUACUCCACGACUUGUUAGGGGUUUAGUCCUACUCAUUGGAAAUAAGAUGGUUGGAUAUUAGAUAAGAUAAACUUCAAGUAGUUUAAGAAAGCCUUUUUAAAGCUGAGUGUUGUUGAUGGGAUCCUGCAUUAGAUUUUUGUUUUACAUACCACAAUUAUAAUAAAAUAUUAUUAUUUUGAGACGUAAAUUCUUGAAUUUCUGUUGUUUUGAAUUUCUUGUUUAAACAUGAAAAUAGAAUAUUUUAUUCAAAUUACUUUUAAAACUUGACACUGUGUCCUUUGAGUUGUUUCGACCAAUGUAAAAUCUUGCAGGCAACUUUGCAGGAGGGUAUUAAUCAUGUUGGGAGUGUGCAUUUAAAGCCUUAACAUUCUUUACUUUUAUAGUAUUGCUGCAUUUAUUUGGAACUUAAUCAUAAUGUGCAAAGUACACUUGAUCCUAACAUACUGAGUGAGUAUCUUGUAAGUAAAUUCUGUGAAAUGUUUCUAUGGGUCAAAAUAAAUAGAAAAUCAAGAAUAACAUUUUUCUCCAUAAUCACUUACUAGAUGUCCACCAUUUUGUAUUUUUUUAAUCAACAUUUUUAUCUUUGGAUUAGGGAUGGACGGGAUUGAAUUUUUAGUUCGGGACGGGAUUUUUAUUUCCUUCCCGAUUUUCGGGACGGGACGGCACGGGAUUUUUUUCUUUGCAUAAAAAGAAAGUCUUGAGUAUUGCAGUUACCAAAAAAGGCAUACAAAAUCAAUCUUUACCGUUUGUGGCACUGAUCUAUAAAAGCCAAAAAAAUGGGUAACAAUUUACAGGUACCUAUAGAAACUUGUGACUCGCGGUUGAAAUGACUCGCGGUCACGGUGCGAUCGUCAAAAUGACGGCGGUCACGGGGUGAUCGUUGGUAUGACUAGCGGUCACCGCGCGAUCGUCGGUAUGACUCCGCGGUCACGUCGUGAUCGUCGGUAUGACUCCGCGGUCACAUCGUGAUCGUCGGUAUGACUCCGCGGUCACGGGGUGAUCGUCGGUAUGACUCGAGGUCACGGCGCGAUCGUCGGUAUGACUCCGCGGUCACGGCGUGAUUGUCGGUAUGACUCCGCGGUCACGGGGUGAUCGUCGGUAUGACUCGCGGUCACGGCAUGUUCGUCGGUAUGACUCAUGGUCACGGCGCGAUCGUCGGUAUGACUCUGCGGUCACGUCGUGAUCGUCGGUAUGACUCCGCGGUCACGGCUUGAUCAACGGUAUGACUCCGCGGUCACUGGGUGAUCGUCGAUAUUACUCGCGAUCACGGCGUGAUCGUCGGUGUGACUCCGCGGUCACGGCGUGAUUGUCGGUUUGACUCCCGGUCACGGCGUGAUCGUCGGUAUGACUCUGUGGUCACGGCGUGAUCGUCGGUAUGACUCACGGUCACGGCGCGAUCGUCGGUGCGGUCACGUCGUGAUUGUCGAUAUGACUCCGCAGUCACGUGGUGAUCGUCGGUAUGACUCGCGGUCACGGCGUGAUUGUCGAAACGACUUCGUCUCCUGCGUUCGCGGACCUAUCGCUCGUAAUAGCGGCGUCAUCGGCACUCGCAAAGCGGCAAAAUCGCCGGCGAUCGGACUAAAAUAAAUCCUGUCCCAAAAAAUUCCCGAAUCAAAUGUAAUCCCGUCCCGAUAAUCGGGAAUUUUUUUUCCUGAAAAAUUCCCGAAAUUUCGGGACCCGUCCAUCCCUACUUUGGAUUGUUCAAACUGACCUUUAUGAAACUUGGUAUGUAAGUAGAAUAACCUAUGUGAAUAGAAUAACUUGGUCCAAUUCAAAAUGGCUGUCUAUUUCUCGUUUUCUUUUGUUUGACUCAUAGAAUCAUUUCCCGGAAUUUGGCUGUUUACUUAUGGAACACUCUGUGUAAGAGUUCAUUUAAGCACCUGUUGCUUAGCUUCAUGUUGUUUUUCAGCAACACUUAGUUUAUCAAAGCUGCUUGUGUGUCUUCAAGUGAAAAUUGUAAUGCGUAGAGUAUUAACAGUUUUUUGUGACACAAUGUUUCAAACACUCAUCCUUCACUCAUAUUUCUGUUAAAAUACACACCUAGUGGCAUCCCCAUCUUAAAUAAUUGACAUAAUUGAUAAUGAGCUUAUAUUAUUUUGUAUUAAAAAGUUUAUUCUCGUGGUAUUAUUGUAACUGUAGAAGUAGUUUUUGGUAAAUAUUAAUUAGGUACCGGUAGUAGGGUUAUAACCUAACAUCUUCAACUAAGUAUGUGUUUGAUAUUUUGAUUUUACUAACACUCAAUAUAUAAACAACCAUGUACUCAGAAUAACUGACAAAUUUGGUUCUUUUUAAAAUAAAAUAAUUUUAAUACA